CGAAGAGCCGUCACCAUAGAAACGCUCUGUCACGGACUAGGGCUGACCAUAGAUAUGCCUGACGGUAUAAGAUACAGAGGGACUCAGUGUAUUAAAUGCAGGAGAAACAGAAAUAACGAUUUAUUACUAUAUUGAUAGGAUGUGACAUUGCAGAAUGUCUCCUGAGGUCACCCUAAACCGUAUAGCCCCUGCGCUCUCCCCAUUCAUAUCCAGUGUGGUCAGAAAUGGAAAAGUCGGCCUGGACUCCACGAGCUGUCUGCGGAUCACUGACCUGAAGUCUGGCUGCACCUCCCUGACCCCCGGACCCAGCUGUGACCGCUUCAAACUCCACAUCCCGUACGCCGGGGAGACCCUGAAAUGGGAUAUCAUGUUCAACGCGCAAUACCCAGAAUUACCUCCAGAUUUCAUCUUCGGGGAAGAUGCCGAAUUUCUGCCUGAACCUUCUGCUCUCCCGAGUCUGGCGGAGUGGGACCCCUCGGACCCGGAGUGCCUCCUACAGGUAGUUAAGGAGCUGGUCCAGCAGUAUCACCAGUACCAGUGUAGCCGCCUGAACGAGAGCUCGCGUCUCAUGUUCGAGUAUCAGACUCUGCUGGAGGAGCCGCAGUACGGGGAGAACAUGGAGAUCUACGCCGGGAAGAAGAACAAUUGGACCGGAGAGUUUUCUGCUCGGUUCCUUUUGAAGCUUCCAGUGGAUUUCAGUAACAUCCCCAUCUACCUGCUGAAGGAUGCCAAUGAGGAUCCAGGAGAGGAUGUGGCGUUACUGUCCGUCAGCUUUGAAGACGCAGAAGCUACACAGGUGUUCCCCAAACUCUACCUGUCCCCCCGAGUAGAGCACGCUCUCGGGGGUUCCUCCGCUCUUCACAUCCCAGCUUUCCCAAGCGGCGGCUGUCUGAUAGAUUACGUGCCUCAGGUCUGUCAGCUACUGACCAAUAAGGUGCAGUAUGUCAUUCAGGGGUACCACAAAAGAAGGGAAUACAUUGCGGCUUUUCUCAGCCAUUUUGGAACAGGAGUGGUGGAAUAUGACGCCGAGGGGUUCACAAAGCUCACCCUGCUGCUGACAUGGAAGGACUUCUGUUUUCUGGUUCACAUUGACCUGCCUUUGUAUUUCCCCCGAGAUCAGCCCAUGUUGACCUUCCAGUCCGUCUACCACUUCACCAACAGCGGGCAGCUCUACUCACAGGCCCAGAAGAACUACCCCUACAGCCCUCGCUGGGACGGCAACGAAAUGGCAAAGAGAGCAAAGGCCCAUUUCAGAAGUUUCGUGCCUCAGUUUCAAGAAGCCGCAUUUGCUAACGGGAAGUUGUAACCAAUGAGACGUCUGGAACCAAACUGCUCUGGGGGUCUUCAGCACCGUUCUGGGGGUCUUCAGCACAAACUUACAAAACUGUUUUUUUUUUUUCCAGCUGUAUAUUUUUGUUGUACUGUAAUAUGGUUCCGAUCAACACCUCUGUACUGCCUAAUCCUUCCUGAGACUGCUUACACCCUUGGACGUUUACCACUAUGGUCUAAGCCAGUCUAAAACAGUGUGUCUCCAGCUGUUGCAAAACUACAACUCCCAGCAUGCCCGGACAGCCAACGGCUUUCCGGGCAUGCUGGAAGUUGUAGUUUUGCAACGGCUGGAGGCACACUGGUUGCGAAACGCUGCUCUGAGCAUUGCUGUUUGUCUUCCAUCCGCUGCCCACACCAUGAUAUCUGCUGACUAAAACUCUGGGAGUUGGAAUUUAGCAACAGCUGGAGGCACCCUGCUUGGAAAACACUGAUACAGAUAUAUAGCAAUCUGCACCCCCGUUUUUUGUUACAAGCUCCAAAUCCCCAGCAGAGACAUAAAAAAAUAAGUUUUACUACCUGCCGCCACCACUAGGGGAGCUCAAGAACAACACAGCUUGCACUAAAGUUUCUCAGCUCCCCUAGUGGUUACCGAAGGCAGUGCAAUUUUUUUUAUGUUAAAUCAAGCAUCUGACAGGGGUCAGGGGCCCCACAUAUUAGGUAUAAGUUACAACCAUUUGAGUCUAUCAUUCUUAAUAAAAAUUAAAUUGUC
This is a messenger RNA of Hyla sarda, 2038 nucleotides long. It is a transcript of the gene BABAM2, whose product is annotated as BRISC and BRCA1 A complex member 2. Lineage: Eukaryota; Metazoa; Chordata; Amphibia; Anura; Hylidae. Gene Ontology annotation, biological process: double-strand break repair. The record is from RefSeq and is a predicted model, not a curated record. The transcript has 12 exons. Gene Ontology annotation, cellular component: BRCA1-A complex; BRISC complex. The coding region runs from base 155 to 1306 and encodes 383 amino acids.